Messenger RNA from Zophobas morio, 1676 nucleotides. Its product is annotated as myb/SANT-like DNA-binding domain-containing protein 3. The record is from RefSeq and is a predicted model, not a curated record. NCBI's taxonomy places the organism in Eukaryota, Metazoa, Arthropoda, Insecta, Coleoptera, Tenebrionidae. The transcript has 6 exons. Bases 739 to 1665 code for a protein of 308 amino acids.
AUAACACAAUAUUCGAAAACAAUGUUAAAGCAAACACAUUUUUUUUUCUUUUUAAAUUGGACACAGGAAAAGCAAAAAUCCGAAAAUAUUUUUUGCAUUACUAUGGUUUGUUGAAAAUGUAGGAGGGCGGAUUGAAAUUUUAAAAGUUCGUCCCUAUCGUGAUUAUUACCUGUUACCGUUACAGUGUUAUUUAAGACCAUUCUUUACGUUUUUCUGUUGCGAGACGUUCAAUGCAUAGUCAGAAUUAUAACAUCUCCAUUAUUAAUAGACUUAUUGUUAUGAAAUUUUAAAUAUAAUUUGUCAAAAAUGGUUUACCAUAACUUUUUUUAAUUCCGUAAUUGUAUGAGAUUUUCAACGCAUAUUUUAAACAAAAAAUCAGUAUAUCAGUUAUUUAUGGAAAACAGUUGUGUCAAAAGAGUUCUAGGAAGGUACUCGAAAUCUUGGAAGGAUAAGGCCCGGUUUUACAAAUGUCCGGUUCAACACGAGUUCAACUGAACUUGAGUUCAACUGAACUGAGGUUCAAUUCAUGCGUCCGUUUUACAAACACCGCUAUCGUCCGGUUCAGCUGAGCCACAAAUUUCCUUAGGUUGGUAGCGCGCACCCGAGAAUCUGACAGUUGAGACCACGUUGGGUCUGUUUUGUUGUCAUUAUUUGUGUACGCCGAUUCGAAGUUGUUUACAUUAUUAUAAAUUAUUUGUGGUAAAUUCUGCAAAGUAAUUAGUUUUCUGCGUUUGUGGGAUGAGUAAUACACGUGCUCCGAAUUUUACAAAAUCCGAAGAAAACCUGCUCCUAUCUUUAGUGAGCAAGUAUAAAAAUAUUCUGGAGUGUAAAUUGUCCAACACUGAUGCAAAUCAAAAAAAAAAUCAGUGUUGGAAGAAAAUUGAAGUAGAGUUCAAUUCUUUAUCUGGCCCGACCUUCCGGGACCACAAAGUUUUGAAAAAAAAGUACGAUAGCAUUAAGAAGAGGACAACGAAAAAAUUUGCUGACGAGAAAGCCUAUGUCGGUGGUACUGGGGGAGGGUCACAACAAAGUAUUGAGGUCACCGAUGUUGAUGUGGCUGUAAAAGAAAUUCUCGGGGCCAGACUAAUGGGGCAUAGCAGCGAAUUUGAUGGCGAUUCCGAAACAACCUCAUUCCAAAGUAACGGCGGGAUAAAUGUUGGUUGUCUCAUCACCACGCCUGCCCAUUUGGAAGAACAAUGUACAUCAAUGUAUAAUCUCUCUGAUGACGAAAAUGAUGAUUGUUUUAUGCCAAAAGAUCAAACUGGAGCAAUGUCGAGAGAAGUGCCUGUUAUGGAUAAAAUAAGUUGUCCCAAUAAAGAAAGUGAAAAUGGUCAAACUGGGAAUUGGGCUAAAUACACCCCCAAAAUGUUGAAGCAAAAAAAAUCUUCAGCACUCACUCCAUAUCAUAGAGGUAAAGGAAACCAGACAAGUGAUAAGUUAGAGCAAUGGGCCGCUGCCAAAGAACUUGUCGAACUAAGUCGAAAGGAAUACAUCCAAAAGGAGCAAGAGUUUAAAUUAAAAGCCAUGAAAGAGAAACAUGAAUUAGAAAUGCAAAUUAUGAGAGACAAAGCUGCAGUUGAAUUAGAAGUAAUCAAGAAAGAACACCAAAUGAAGAUUGAAAUAUUAAUUGCCCAAAAAUUUAAUAUUUUAAAUAAUAAAACUUAAAUAAAUAAUUA